Molecule: messenger RNA, 1583 nt
Organism: Ipomoea nil (Japanese morning glory)
Lineage: Eukaryota; Viridiplantae; Streptophyta; Magnoliopsida; Solanales; Convolvulaceae
Product: 2-oxoglutarate-dependent dioxygenase DAO
Exons: 2
Coding region: 131-1261 (376 amino acids)
Source: RefSeq, a predicted model, not a curated record
AGCGACCCAGCAUAUAAUCUUUUGGAUUUGUCACGAGUCUCCAAAAAUAUCAUCCCAGCUUAUUUUAUACCCGCAGCCAACCUCUCUCGCUUUCCCUCUCAAACACGCACGUGACCUCAAAUCAAACUUGAUGGCCUCGUCAUCAGCGCACGAGCAGCAUCCCCACCACCACCACCACCACCUCCGUACGCCCUACGGAGCCACCGCUGCUCCGCCGCCAACUCCCUUAUCGCAGCCCAACCUCUCGUCCACCUCAGGACACGCCGACGCUCUCUCUCUUCUCCUCCACCGCCUCCCGCCUACUCUCUCCCUCCCCGGCCGCCGCUCGCCGCUGUCCAAUAAGACCGCCGCCGUUCCUUCCGUCUCGCUAUCGGAGCACGCGGAGGUCCUCUCCGCCUGUAAACACCUCGGAUUCUUCCAGCUCAGCCGCCACUCCGUCGAAUCUGAGCUAGCCAACUCGGCCGAGUCCUUGGCUCGCUCUCUCUUCGACCUGCCCCGCGAUAGAAAGCAAGUGUACUUCCCGAAGAACUGGCCGUUAGGUUUCGAUUCCGAAGCCGACGACGACGAUCACGCUGCCGGCGGCGCCGGCGAGUCGUUCUGCCUCGACUCGGCGUGCUCCUCCGAGGAAUCCGAGUUGGACUUGAGUUCUCUCCGUGCGUUCACUCGCGAAAUGGAAAAGAUUGGGAAAGAGGUGACGGAAGCACUGGCUUCCAUUGUCGGGUUCGAUAACCCGGCCCGUGAAGACCCCACACGGGUCAGUUCAUUAUUGUGGAUUUCCGACGGGUCUUCCGUCAGCACACCAGUUUUAACGGGUCGGAUGUAUCCAUUUGCUAUCGGGUUACAGUACCAAAUAAGAUGCCAGAAAUACCAUAUGUUAACGGAUUCGGGUUGGGUCUCUAUCUCCCCGGAGGUGGACUCGAUUUUGGUCACCGUCGGCGACAUUGCUCAGGUGUGGAGCAAUGGGAAGGUACAGAAGGUGAGAGGAAGGGCAGUCCCUGCAGGGGAGGAUGGGUCACGCUGCAUAUCAAUCGCUCUUCUCAUCACUCUUCCCCUCGACAGCAUCGUCUCUCCUAUGCUUCCCAACCCUGCGAAUAACGAAGACGAGGACGAGGAUAUCAAGAACAGUAAUAACCAGGAACACGAAGAGGAUAGUAAAGGAGAAAGAAGAAUGUUCAAUCCCUUCCCAUUCGAGGAUUACGCCUGGAGAAUCUACCAUGAACGCCUUCUCCUUAAGGAUCCUCUUCUCAGAUACCGUGUCUGAAAUCAUCCUUAGUUAUGUUUGGUUUUAUGUUUUAUCAUGGCAGUGCAGUGGUGACAAUAUUGUUGUUGUCGUUAGUUUUUCUUCUUUAAUUUUUAAAUUUUUUUUUUUCUGUUUGGUUUUAAAUUAAAUUAAAGUCAUCAUUAAUGACCUUAUGGUGAUUAGUGCAUGCAGUUUGGUUUUGUGUCUCCUUCAGCACUUGUGAUACUGGUGGGUAUUGGUAUUACAGACUGCACCGUAUCAUGGCAGGUGAAUUUUAGUUGUACCCACUUUUGAUUAUUAUGUAACUAUAUAUAUUGUAUGAAGAUUUUUUAUUUUUUUUUUA